AAAACGCGGAUGAAUUGUCGUCAACUUGUGUCAGUGAUCCCAUGUCAUUUCACUAUCUCACGGCCGUAUUUAGACUAGAUAGUUACAUUUUCUAGGCUACUUCUUACACAUUUUGAUGGUGUUUUUUCUUCCUGAGUUUGAAGAGUCUGUACCUGGGCACGCGGGACUGAAGCAGCGCGCUCUGGCAGCAUCAGUUUGUGCGUCUUUCUGGACACAGACGACACAGGCUCCGCUUCUGACAACGCCUUUCACCCCGGCGUCCGCUUCCUCUGAGCAGCUGCAGCCUGGGAAAAGUUAACUGUGCAGGGGGCUGUUGGACGGGACUGUACCGCUUGACAACUUAUGACAGACCGACAUUCACUCCACACGUAAAAAGAGAAUUAAUUUGUGCGUAAAAGUGUAGACAUGGGGUGCACGAUCAGCGCCGAGGACAAGGCAGCGGUGGAAAGAAGUAAGAUGAUUGACAAAAACCUACGAGAGGACAGAGAGAAGUCUUCCAGGGAAGUCAAGCUGCUGCUUUUAGGUGCUGGUGAAUCUGGAAAGAGCACAAUAGUGAAGCAGAUGAAAAUCAUUCAUGAAGAUGGUUACUCAGAAGAAGAGUGCAAGCAGUACAAAGUGGUGGUCUACAGCAACACAAUACAAUCCAUAAUGGCCAUUAUUAAAGCAAUGGGACGCUUAAAAAUAGACUUCGGAGAUCCCACUCGAGCCGACGACGCCCGGCAGCUGUUUACUCUGGCCAGCUCAGCAGAUGAGGGGGUGAUGUCGGCUGAACUGUCCCGUGUGAUCAGACGCCUUUGGACCGACGAGGGGGUGCAGGCCUGUUUUGACCGUUCUCGAGAGUACCAGCUCAACGAUUCUGCCGCUUACUACCUGAAUGACCUGGACCGCAUCUGUGAGCCUGGUUAUGUGCCAACGCAGCAGGACGUGCUGCGAACCAGAGUCAAAACCACAGGCAUCGUCGAGACUCACUUCACCUUCAAAGAUCUCUACUUCAAGAUGUUUGAUGUAGGGGGCCAGCGCUCGGAGAGGAAGAAGUGGAUCCACUGUUUUGAAGGCGUCACCGCGAUCAUCUUCUGUGUCGCUCUCAGUGACUAUGACCUGGUUUUGGCAGAGGAUGAGGAGAUGAACCGAAUGCACGAGAGCAUGAAGCUUUUUGACUCCAUCUGUAACAACAAGUGGUUCACGCUCACCUCCAUCAUCCUGUUCCUGAACAAGAAGGACCUGUUUGAAGAGAAGAUUACGCGCAGCCCUCUCACCAUCUGCUAUCCCGAAUACACAGGUGGGCACUCGUAUGAGGAGGCAGCGGCGUAUAUCCAGUGUCAGUUUGAAGAUCUGAACAAACGGAAGGACACUAAAGAGAUCUACACUCACUUCACCUGCGCCACGGACACCAAGAACGUGCAGUUUGUGUUUGACGCCGUCACCGAUGUCAUUAUUAAGUUCAAUCUGCGAGAGAUCGGCCUCUACUGAUGCGCUACACAGCAGGCAAGUAACUCCCACAUACA
Periophthalmus magnuspinnatus is the source of this 1505-nucleotide messenger RNA. It is a transcript of the gene gnai3, whose product is annotated as guanine nucleotide binding protein (G protein), alpha inhibiting activity polypeptide 3. Gene Ontology annotation, cellular component: heterotrimeric G-protein complex. Bases 406 to 1470 code for a protein of 354 amino acids. Gene Ontology annotation, biological process: adenylate cyclase-modulating G protein-coupled receptor signaling pathway. Lineage: Eukaryota; Metazoa; Chordata; Actinopteri; Gobiiformes; Gobiidae. The record is from RefSeq and is a predicted model, not a curated record. Gene Ontology annotation, molecular function: GTPase activity; GTP binding; G-protein beta/gamma-subunit complex binding. The transcript is spliced from 8 exons.